Molecule: messenger RNA, 3481 nt
Organism: Helicoverpa zea (corn earworm)
Lineage: Eukaryota; Metazoa; Arthropoda; Insecta; Lepidoptera; Noctuidae
Exons: 11
Coding region: 1-2154 (717 amino acids)
Cellular component (GO): plasma membrane
Molecular function (GO): GTP binding; GTPase activity; calcium channel regulator activity
Source: RefSeq, a predicted model, not a curated record
AUGAAUGGGAUGCCUUCGUCUCCUUCUGUGAAGCAUGCCAGAGAACGAAGCGGUGGAAUAACUGAGAGUUCGCGCAUCUCAUCCCAGCAGCUGCCGUGGACGUGGAAGACACCACGCGCAUCGUUUGUCGAGAAGACUCCCGGCACCAUAGAUGUCGGUCUGUGGGCGGUGGUCGUCAUGGGCAGCAGCACCACGUCUGACAAGACGAUCAACACGAGCACCGACUCGGCAGCCACCGCGCUCACCUCCGUCACAGGCACCGAUGACUCCAUGGAUGCCGAGCCCGACGCGCCCGAGCUCUCCGAGCCCAGCCUCAUCGACGACCCCAAUGUGCCCACACACCCUCCCAGCACAGCCCCUCCACACUACCACAGAAACCAGAACAGCAGCGACAUCGACUCCCCAGCUUACACCAAACCCCAAUCAGCUACUGACGUCAUAGACUCCCCUAGACCAGGCCCAGCAAGGUUCGUCUUCGACGUACCAAUACCAGACCCGAAAAGACAAGAGAAACCAAGAAAUAAAACACAAACGCAAGUCAGUCAGACCAGUGUAGCGUCCACGUCGAUCCAGAUCCCCUAUGACCCUAAAAUGGAUACUCCUAAAAGUCCAAAGGCGAAUCAGGCGAAGUAUGAAACGCAUUUUAAGUUUGAACCUGAUCCUGUGAAGAGAAGAGGGAGUGAGCCGAGGGUUAAGAAUAAGCAGAAGGUGGGAGAGAAGGAGUAUUAUAAGGAUGAGGUGGCGAAACUGAGGAGGCAGUUGGAAGGUACGGAGGUGUUCACAACGUCAAGAAGACGAUCCUCAGCGCACCAGCAUUCUGUGCCGCCUCCGUCUUCUAGAAGACAGUCUACAGCAGCGCAAGUCCACGUGACCGCCAAUCCCUUAGACUCCGCAGCGACCACGAUCCCCGCGGGUCGCACCACCAUCGUGGUACAACAGCCAUCCCUGUCUCUGGACUACGGGGGAUGCGCCACCAUCCUCGUGAGGGACGAGGAGCGACGCAAGAGCAGGGUCUGCAGCGACCACAUACAGCAGCUGUUGGAUGUCACCAGCCAGUUUACGUCGGAAGAUCUUCAUGAGUUUGAUAAGAGAUACGGCAGUCCUCACCACUCGCGGUCGCAGUCAGUAAAAGCUGGUCGCUCGCGCACCGGCGAGAGACAACUCCUGGGUCUACCACAGCAGAGAGCCAGGGUGGCUUCCAUGCCCAACACCGGUGUAGAGGAGGAGUACUACCGGCUCAGGCAUUUUAGCAUUACUGGUAAAGGCGUGGUGAACCGCGGUGACUCGCUGCGCUCGCGUCGGUCGCGCUCCAACACGUCCGUCGCGUCCAGUGCGUCUAGCACCGAGGCUGUCACCAGGGCAUCAGCUCCUUGUUCACUAGCUUCCUCCAGGGAUUCGUCAGCCGGCCUGAGCUCGUACCGGGUGCUGGUGCUGGGCGCUCCAGGAGUCGGCAAGUCCAGCCUGGUGGGGCAGUUCAUGACGUCGGAGUACCUGCACGCGUAUGAUACUAGCAUCGAGCACGAUAUUACAGAUGACGAAUCUGGCGAGCGCUCCGUGUGCGUGCUGCUGGCCGGCGAGGAGUCGGAGAUCACCUUCCUCGACGCGCCGCCUGAUCAUAUCAUCACGGAAGGCUGUGCCCACGGCUACUGCGUGGUCUACUCGACGGCCGACAGAGCAUCAUUCAUGGAAGCCGAGAGAAGACUGCAGAUCCUGUGGGCAGCUGGCCACACCUCGCGGAGAGCUGUCAUCCUGGUGGGGAACAAGGCUGACCUAGCCAGGUCGAGGGCUGUUCCUACUGAUGAGGGCAAAAACCUGGCGACAUCAUACGAGUGCAAGUUCAUUGAGACGUCGGUGGGCAUCAACCACAACGUGGACGAGCUGCUCGUCGGCCUGCUCACGCAGAUCCGGCUCAAGCAGCAGCAUGCCGAGAGAGUCAGAAAGCGCAGCAACUCCCGCAAGAACCGUGCGCGCGCGCGCUCCCCGCUGGAGAGCGCGGCGCCCGCGCCCGCCGCGCCGCCGCCCUCCGCCUCCGCCAACACCACGCCGCGCAAGCGCACCCGCCUCUCUGCCAGCGUCAAGGUGCGAGGCCUCCUAGGCCGCGUAUGGGCUCGCGACUCCAAGUCGAAGUCCUGUGAGAACCUGCACGUUCUCUAGCACUCGGCCGCCGACCCAGUCGCCUGCUUCCCGUUCUUCGACUGUGCUGCCACCUACACGUGAAGUGGCUUAGAGUAGACUGCGUGAGAUUUGGGUGAACUGGUUUUUGGAGAAAUAAUUUUGGGUUUUAAAUGAGAAGGGUUGUACUUGUGGAUAUCACUAAUUUUAAGAAAAGCUAAUGUUUGAGCGAGUUUAAAGACCUCAGGGGAUGAUAAUGAUGAAGUCGUGGUACAGUGGAUUUGCAAGUGCAGCUUCUUCUCUUUUAAUUAAUAAAAUCGUUACGUUACAAUAUAUCUCGAAAACUUUUGAAAAUACUGGUUUAAUUUAUUUUUUUUUAAUUUACUCUCUUUUGAUCAAUUAACGUUCUAUUUAAUUACAGUGAAAUCUAUCAAAUUCCAGUUCACAAUCAAAUCUUAUGCAGUCAAACUUCAGCAAAUUACUAUUUCUGUAAAACUAUUACCCCCAUAGCACCUCCUGUAGCAGCGAUCCCUUCACGAGUAUAUUCUGUGAGCCCCAUAGAAAUAUUGUAGUUAGUCUUCUCGCCAAUAGAUGGCGUUGUAGCAUAUUUUACAACGCCAUCUGUUAGCGUUUAGCUAAACUAAUAUUUAUAAAUAGAAUAAUAAAACCAGUAUUUAAGUAGCAAUAUUUUAUUGGUUUGAUUAUUCUACAAUUAUAAUUAUUAAAAAUAUCAGUCUCCUAAUACUUUUUGAGCUUGUGAAUAUUCUAAAGUAACUGAAACUGUCUUGCUAUGCUAUCAGAGAAACGGGUAAAAAUAGUAACAAUUUCCGGGAAAUUGACGGAUCGGCGGUAAACGAAUAUUAAACGCAAAUAAAAAUGAAUUUGUAAACAAAAUUAAUUGUUGGUGGACUGAAUUUAAAUAAAUGGUAGUCGAAAUAAACGUUUAAUACUAUAGUGCACGACAAGAGUUGAUGCUUACGACUUAGAGAUGGCGUUGUUUUAAAAAAUAACAUUUAUAACAAUUUACUCGUCGCCAAUGGUCGAAUAACAUCUUAAGUGACCUCCCGUCACAUUGUAGAUUUUCUGUUAAAUAAAAGAAAUGGGAAAGAAUUUUAUAAUAUCGUAUAGAUAUUUGUAAACGAUGGUAUUAUUCAAGUAGUUUAGAAGAGGCUUAUUGAGUAUUAGCUAACGAAUGAUUAGAAAUAAAAUAUAUAAUUGUGAUCCCAUUGUGUCUCCUAAACGUAAUGUUUGUACUCCACUUAGAAAUAUGUCAUUUUAUAACUACAUUAUUACGUGUGAUUUUGAAAUUAUAAAAAUAAAAUUAUUAUAUUACAUAAGAAAAUUGAUAAAGUUUUUUUAUGCAAAAUGU